Molecule: messenger RNA, 999 nt
Organism: Carlito syrichta (Philippine tarsier)
Lineage: Eukaryota; Metazoa; Chordata; Mammalia; Primates; Tarsiidae
Gene: CD226
Product: CD226 molecule
Exons: 6
Coding region: 1-999 (332 amino acids)
Biological process (GO): positive regulation of Fc receptor mediated stimulatory signaling pathway; positive regulation of T cell receptor signaling pathway; positive regulation of natural killer cell mediated cytotoxicity directed against tumor cell target
Cellular component (GO): external side of plasma membrane
Source: RefSeq, a predicted model, not a curated record
AUGGAAUAUCUUACUUUCCUUUUGGCUAUUCUUCAUAUAUACAAAGCUCUAUGUGAAGAGGUAUUUUGGGACUCAACAGUUAAACUUGCUGAGAACAUGACUCUAGAAUGUGUGUAUCCAUCGACGGACACCUUAACGCAGAUGGAGUGGUUCAAAGUUGAUACAGUGAAAACGGACAUUGCCAUUUUCCACCCAUCUCAUGGUGAGAUUAUAAGGGAGUCCUAUCGCGACAGAGUUUACUUUCUCAAUUCAACGAUGGCUCCCAAUGAUAUGACUCUUUCUUUUCAUAAUGCCUCCGAAGCUGAUGUUGGCUUUUAUUCCUGUUUUCUUCAUACUUUCCCAAUGGGAACUUGGGAAAAAGUGAUACGAGUGGUUCAGUCAGAUAGUUUUGAGAUAGCUGUGCCAUCAAAUAGUCACAUAGUCUCAGAACCUGGACAAAAUAUUACACUCGCCUGUCAGCAACAAAUGACGUGGCCGGUUCAACAAGUUACGUGGGAAAAGAUCCAGCCCCAUCAGAUUGACCUCUUGAUGUAUUGCAACUUGUUCCAAGGCAGAAAUUACACCUCAAAGUACCGGAGACAAAUAUUGAUCAACUGCAGCCAGGGAGGGAGGAGCUUCAUCAUUAUCCCAAAUGUCACUACCUCUGACUCGGGACUUUACCGCUGCUGUUUCCAGGCACACACAGGAGAAAAUGAAACCUUUGUGAUGACAGUGACCAUAACAGAUGGUAAAACCAAUAGCCAACAUAUCCCCUUUGUGGCUGGAGGGACAGUUUUAUUGUUGUUUUUUGUUAUCCUAAUUACCACCGUCAUUGUCAUUGCCUAUAACAGAAGGAGACGGAGACAGAACAGAGACCUAUUAGAAUCCUGGGAUACACAGGAGAAGGCACCCAACAACUAUAGAGGUCCUAUCUCUAUCAAUCAAUCAGUGGAUGAUGCAAGAGAAGAUAUUUAUGUCAACUACCCAACCUUUUCUCGGAGACCAAAGACUAGAUUUUAA